AAACGACCGUUCGUUGAACGGCGAGAAAAAAAUGCAUCACGAAAGUAAAACACAAAAMACAAGACUGUUGAGACGACGACAAGGUAUCGCGUGACACCAGUCUUUGAUAGAACAUCGGUUGUUUGGAUAGCUUUGGUCAAGGGAACAACGGAUCAAACCGAAAAGACAAGAUAUCGUGCGACUACGGAGCGACAAACAGCAGGGUAGCAUCUUCAAGGAAAAAGCAACAACAGCCUGGUGUCUUUUCCGAGAUUUGUCCACUUUCAGUUGCCUGUCUCUGAUUUCUGUGCCCUUCCCAUUCGCGGUCCAUUCAAAAUCGAUCGCUUCUCCUGAUGCGGUGAAUCGUUUUGUCAUGAGGCAUUCUUUGUUUCAUGCCACUCGGCGGGUGCGAAUGCGAGCGCCGCGGUUUUCGGCCCCAUCUCUGUAUGGUUCUGCCGAGCGAAGCGGCAGUGGCAGAUGCAUCUACAAGGAAUCCCCGAGGGCGCCGCCCCAACACAGGCAAGAGUUUGCUCGGAGGCGUACCCUGUAUUUCAGUCCGCUCGGCUCGCACAGCGAAGGCUUUGGGAACAGCACUGUACCGAGGGAUCGUUCGAACGGAAACCAACUCCGAAAGGUUUCACGCCAAGAGCUAGAGCUAUACAAAGCCGGAACCGAGGGAACGAAAAUACCAACACUUGUACCACCAGGUAUCUUGGUACGCAACAGCCUAUUGCAAUAUUGUUUCAGAGACAACAACGAAGCUCAAGAUCAAGAUCUAUUGACUUGCUUUCCUCCCACAACGGCAAUGKGGAAACAACCACAACGCCGAUGGUAUUCCCCAAAACCAUUCACUGGGAUGACAGACGCAACUCUGUUCCCCCGAACGAUUCAUUUUGCAUCGGUAUUGUUGCCUAUAAAAACCUCGAAAAUGGCGAUGGCAACGGCAACGGCAUCAAACGACAAUGCCAAGAAAAAGCACGAGCACGAAACGGACCAGAAGAAGACCACGGCUCCCACUCCCGACGUUACCAAGAUUCGCGACGACGACGACGACAAAACAACGGACGCCCAAUGGAAACGCGUCCGUACCAUUCGGGUUCCGGAAUUCGGUCCGGAUGCGGACCGUGCCGUUCGCUCCCUGCAAAACGCACGAAAAGAGCGAGCCAGGGUCAAGACCUCCGUCAACGUCCAGAGGGCGUUGUACGGRAACAUGCUGAUUUGCGUUGCAAAGCUGGGAGCGUGGGUAUCCAGCGGAAGCAGCAGCAUGAUGGCGGAGUUUGUGUGAGUGUCCCGUCGCGUCCUACGGUAUACUAUUGUUACGAUCGGAACCCAGUGCUCUCUAACCACAAGCAUUCGUUUUUGCACGUUUCCUUUGCUGUCRCCAAUGCAUUGUUACCGCUCAUAUUUAUUCCCAACCAAUUCAUUACAGACACUCCGUGGUAGAUUGCGGRAACCAAUCCCUCCUACUAAUUGGGCUUAGGGGCUCACAGAACGCAGCCGAUAAUCGACAUCCGUAUGGGUACGGGAAGUCUGUCUAUUUUUGGGCACUCGUGUCGGCACUCGGGACAUUUUUCAUGGGGGCAGGUAAGAAAUCUUCGUGAUUCGAAUCGAUUCGACAAAAUUCAAGCAUGCCACCAUGCCAUACCAAUUUUCCAUUCGAUUCGAUUUCGAAAUCUUAUACCAUUUGAAAAUCCUUGUUGUUGCAAUACCCUAGGUGUGAGYAUGUCGCAUUCCGUUCAAACAUUGUUCAACCCUACCCUGGUCGAAAACAUCAGCAGCGAGGUUUGGUUCGUCCUYGCGAUGAGCUUUGUCGUGGAUGGCUAUGUUCUUUAUAGAACUGUUGGAGACGUAGAGGAGGCUCGACCGAAGGGUGUACCGAUGUUGAAGUAYGUAUCAAAGCUUCGGGAUCCGGCCACGCUGGCCGUUUUGCUGGAGGACGGUGCCGCUUGCCUGGGUAUCGUGAUUGCCAUUGCCGGAAUCGCUGCAUCGCACGCCAGCUGCAAUCCCAUUUACGACGGGUUGGCAGGUGUUGGAAUCUCUUGCCUCCUCGCAGCCGUUGGAGUGACCCUGGCUCGUGUCAACCACAGUUUUUUGAUCGGCCAGGGCGUGGARCGUGAAAUGCUAGAGGGCAUCGAAAAGAUCAUCCGGAACCGACGAAGCAUCGAGAACGUGUCCGGGAUACAGAGCCAAUGGACCGGUCCGGARACCUUUAGCUUCAAGGCCGAGGUCGAUUUCGAUGGGACCUAUCUCUCGGCGCUACUUAUGCCCCGGUACCGAGCGGAGUUCAUCAGCGCCGGGGACGAUCUCGACGAGGAACUCGGCGUCUUGCUCUCCUGGUACGCAGAGGACGUGAUCCGAGCAGUGGAACGCGAGGUCCGGCACAUCGAGGCAAUGAUUCGCCAGCAAUACCCGGGAGCAGAAUAUAUCGAACUGGAACCGAUGAGCAAGUUCGUCGACCGCUUUGCGAUCGAYGAUAGCUUCGAAGAGAAAUUGCUGGACAUUGAAAAGAAGGAGCUGAAGAAAUGGGUUCKUGUUUUGUACGAGAACAAGGAAGAAAAUGCCUGGAGGUCGGUGAACACAAAGGGAGGCACCAGCAAYAUAAAAACUCCCGACCAAAACGUUGUUUCGGGAGCGGUCCCGAGCGACACACUUUCUGAAAGCGGUUCCAUGACCGGAGACACGAAAACCUAACGCAACGCGGCAAACACGCUAAUUGCGCGCUUAAACGCAAUACACUAAGCCUAGCAUUUCAACGCUCACAACGAGUAGUUGCUUCUCUUAUAAUCUGACAACUACCAAUUAUGUUGACACUCCUUUUUGUAGAAAUAGGGUGGCAAGUUGAUGAAAGCUAUUKUUUCAAAUGCAUCAACACAUCCAACGAACUCCCUGCAAUCGGUCUCUAUUCUUUUCUUAUUUCCGAGACGCUAAAAGCGUAUGAGCUGCAUCUAUCGUGACUAUUGAUUGAUUGCCAUUGAAACUUCACUCCACUGAUGGCGUUCGAAGAAAUAGCGACGGGUGACUUUAUUUUUCCGCCCUGACUUAGAUCCAGUCGAACAAAACACGUCCACCGUGCAUAGAAGAAAAAGAAAAUCUUGUUUUCUUUUUAGAAAUUAAAGAUUAUGGUACUCAUGUUUAUCUUUGAAGCUCAAAUUAUCUAUUUUCCCUGGCAACUACUUCGUACUUYGAUGUAAUGCAGGACAGGAAUAUGUCUUCCGUUGUGUUGUAGGUACGUUAAUAUCGCAACUGAAAUCGAAUACCUCGGAGGKRCGAAGCRUACGUAAUUUCGAUAACCGAAAUCACUCUGUCCUAUGUGAACAAAACAAAUGAAKUUCGGAAGCUAUUUCUUYCUUACACGAUGCAWUUUCUGCAUGAACCGWGAAUUUUAUUUUAUUUUUUUUCCAUUUAUUAUAUUAUACAAAUCCCUUUUGGUGCCAGAUAAACCAUUUUCCUCKUUUAUUUUGGGAUUCCAUUGAUAACGUUGAAAAAGUCAUCCUUGAGAGAGGCUCCUCCAAUCAAGCCUCCAUCAAUGUCGGGUUGGGCCAACAAUGCCUCGGCRUUGGCUCCCUUCAUUGAUCCACCGUAUUGGAUGCGGGUGGCCGUGGCGAUUGGCUCGCUCACAUUCUCGGCGACCCACUUACGGAUGCUUGCAUGGGUAUCUUGGGCCAUUUCGGGUGUGGCAGUGAGGCCUGUUCCGAUAGCCCAGACGGGUUCGUAAGCGAUAGCGACAUUAGCCCAAUCUUCAGCAGUCAAGAUCUUGGCCAAGGGUUCAAGCUGCUUAGCACAAACGUCCAUGGUGACACCGGAUUCACGCUCUUCCUUCUUUUCUCCGAUGGCCUGUGUAAGUUUAUAAUUACAAGUGCRAUUUGCAGAUUAUUUCGUCAUUUUCGUUGGAAAUAAAACGAUAGAACAAAAUUAUGAUAUGAUGAGAAUUCUUUUGUUACCAUCUAAUUUUGGAUUUUCCUCCCAUCKACGGAAAAGGUAAAAUUGGCAUAUUCAGCAAAACCAGUAAAAUACUUACAAACAUGACCUUCAGGCCAUUGUCGAUGGCAACCUUGCACUUCUCUGCGCAGAGUUCUUCGGUUUCUCCAGCCAUGCCGAAUCCCUCACGGCGUUCGGAGUGACCGAUGAUGACCCAGGUGACUCCAAUCGCCUUCAAUUGGUGAGAUCCGGUUUCUCCGGUAAAUGCACCGUUUCCCUUGUUGACACCAGCGUUCUGAGCACCAACGGCAAUGUCCUUUCGGAGACCGGUCAACAACUGCGGAAUGUUGAUAUCCGGAACACAGAGAGCAACUUCGACGUUGGCGGGGAUGGAACCACAUUCGUUGAACAUCUUGACACGGUCCAGAUUUUCGUCCCAGGUUCCGUUGCACUUCCAGUUUCCACCGAUCAAGUACUUGCGAGGUCCUUCGACUCCAG
Messenger RNA from Pseudo-nitzschia multistriata, 4395 nucleotides. The record is from the annotation of a GenBank genome assembly. Lineage: Eukaryota; Bacillariophyta; Bacillariophyceae; Bacillariales; Bacillariaceae.